GUGGGGACAAUUGUGGGGACAGUUGUGGGGAGUGGGGACAAUCUGGGGACAAUUGUGGGGACAAUUGUCGCGUCCCCCGCAGCGAUCCCUCCCCUCCUGCUCUUCCCGGAGCUUUUGCCAUAUCAGCGGCGUCCCGGCAGCUCCUCAGGCCUUUCUGGCUUCUCCUAAUCUCCCAAAAAAGGAUUUGGGGAUUAGGCGGGCGGUCUGUCCGUCCUCCCUCUGCCCUUCAGCCAAGCCGGUCCUCGGGCACGGGGAGAGGAAAGGAAAUAAAGGGAGGGAUGAGCGCGGGUGGGGCUGGGAGCAGCCGGAGCCAGGAGUGGGAAAAGGGGAGUGGGGAAAGAGGAGGAGUGGGAAAACAGGAAUGGGAAAAGAGGGGUGGGAAAAGGGGAGUGGGAAAAUAGAGAUGGGAGGAAAAGAGAGGAGCGGGGAAAGAGGAGGAGUGGGAAAAGAGAGGAAAAGGGAAAGAGGAGGAGUGGGAAAUUAGGAAUGGGAAAAGAAGAAUGGGAAAACAGGAGUGGGAAAAGAGAAAUGGGAAAAGAGGGGUGGGAAAAGAGAGGAAAAGGGAAAGAGGAGGAGUGGGAAAUCAGGAAUGGGAAAAGAGGGGUGGGAGGAAAAGAGAGGAGGGGGAAAGAGGAGGAAUGGGAAAAGAAGGGUGGGAAAAGAGAGGAAGAGGAAAAGAGAGGAGGGGGGAAAGAGGGGUGGGAAAACAGGAGUGGGAAAAGAGAAGAGUAGGAAAAGAGAAGAGUAGGAAAAGAGAAGAGUAGGAAAAGAGGAAUGGGAAAACAGCGGCCUGACUCUGGGAUUGAGGAUCUGCCAGUGAGGGGGCCCUGGCACAGCCUUCCUCCACCCCCUCCACCACCCAACCCUCUCCCACUCCCACUUUAACCCCCAGAUUCCUGCUUGGAGCACCAGAACUCUGCCUGGGGAGCUCUGGAGAGGAUUGGAACACCCCGUGGGAGCUCUGAGCUGCUCAAACACAGCACGGAGCAGAAACCUUCCCUCCUCCUCCUCCUCCUCCUCCAGUGCAAACAGCACCCAGCUCAUUUUAUUUACGCGCCUUCCCCCUCCUCACCGCUAAUUACCGAGCUGGAUCUGCGUCCCCACUGGAGCCGAGUGUCGCCGAGGCCACCAGGAGCUGCGGCUUUAUUUUAUUUAUGUUUUUCGGAGCCGAGAGCCCCGCGUGCUUCUGAUGGCAGCACUCAGCGCUCUCUCGAGGGCCGCUCGGCAAUUAACGCUAAUUAAGGCUCGCGGAGCCCUUUUCAGGCAGGUUAAGAGGAGCGCUGGGAAGUGGAGAGGGAUGCGGGAGAGGCUGUGGAGCCGGGAUCUGGCCAGGAACAGGCAGGAGAUGCAGGAACCUGUUGGGAUUACUCCUAAAAAUCGCCACAAAUCCCUUUUCUUCCUCUGGGCGUUUUUAGAGAACUUUUCCCGGCUUUAUUCAGGAUGGAUAAAAAUCCACUUCGAUUAAUUAAAUAUUUCAUAAAAGCCAUUUAAAUUAAUAAUAAAUCAAAGCCAUUUCAAGCCGUUUCCUGGCUUUUUCCAGGAUGCUCCCAAGCACAGCUGGAGCCUGGCCAGUGCCCGGCCACCCUCUGGGAAAGAUCCUUUCCCUGAUGUCCAGCAGGACAUGUGGGAAUUGUCAGCUCUGCUUUCCAAGGCUGUUUAUUUUCUCUUUAUUCCAUUCUCUCUCUGCCCUGCUGAGCUCUGCCCAGCAGGUCGGGUUGGGGCACAGCCCCUGCCCUUGGGCUGCUGUUGGCUUUUCAUACCAAGAACUGCCUGGGCUUUAUUGACAAUAAUUUCCCAAUGCCAUCACCAGUGUCAGACAGUCUGUGUGUGCUCUAAACCAACCCAGAAGGGUCACCAUCCCAGCAGGAGAGGGAGGAGAAGGAGAAGGAGAAGGAGGACAGGACACACCCAAGUUCCUCCCUCUUGCCUCUUGAACCCCCAUUCUAAAUCCCCAAAUUCUGCUUUUUCACCCUGUGACAAAUUCACUGCCAUUCUACUCAAACUCUUGUGGUCUGUAACUCCUCACACAAAGUUGGGAAUUGUUUCCAUGGCUAAAAUCCAAGGCCCAGGUGGUUUUGACUCCAGGCCAAGGUCUCUGAGCCCCUGCCAGGGUCUGGAGUCCUCCAGGGCAGCCAGAGGAAUGUCCUGGGUCCCAACCCCUUUUACAAUAGAAUAACCGAACUAACACCUGCUUCACAAUCUAUCAGCUAUUUUACACUUUCUAACCGAUUUUUACCACUCAGCCCCCAAAGCGGGGAUCUCUGCCACCCCCGGGUGGCCUCUCCUGGCUCACGCCGUGUCCCCUUGUCCCCAGGCUCGGCGCUCCCGGCCUCACCGCGGGCUCUGCUAUGAUCUGGCGGCGCCGGGAGCAGCAUGGGCAGCGUCAGCAGCCUCAUCUCCGGCCACAGCUUCCACAGCAAGCACUGCCGCGCCUCCCAGUACAAGCUCCGCAAGUCCUCGCACCUGAAAAAGCUCAACCGCUACUCGGACGGGCUGCUCCGCUUCGGCUUCUCGCAGGACUCCGGCCACAAGUCCGGCUCCAAGAGCAGCAAGAAUGAGGAUUUCUUUUACAUCAAGGUCAGCCAGAAGGCGCACGGCUCGCAGCGGCCGGACUACGCGGCGCUGGGCAGCGGGGAGCUGGGCGUGCCCGCCGGGACCAGCGGGCUGGACUUCGGGACGCCCACGCCGCAGAAGCUGAUGCCCUUCCCCAGCCAGCUGGAAGUGGGCGGGGAGAAGCCGCUGCCUCGUCCCACGGCCUUCAAGCCGGUGCUGCCGCGCUCCGGGGCCAUCCUGCACUCGUCCCCCGAGAGCGGGGGGCCCCUGGGCCAGCAGCUGCACCCCCCGGAGAAGGCCAAGGAGCAGGAGCUGCGGCCGCUGCCGUGCUCGGGGGGCCUGUCCGACUCCGGCCGCAACUCCAUGUCCAGCCUGCCCACGCACAGCACCAGCAGCAGCUACCAGCUGGAGCCCCUGGUCACCCCCAUGGGGCCCAUCAGCCGCUUCGGGGGCUCUGCCCACAACAUCCUGCAGUGUGCCAUCAUCCAGGACAGCAACAUGAUGAGCCUCAAGGCCAUGUCCUUCUCCGAUGGAGGCAACAAGAUCCUGAACCCCGGCAAGGCCCCCCAGCACCGCGCCGCUGCCGAGAAGAGCGCCUGCGUGCGCUCGCCCAUCGCCACCGAUGAAUCCACCAUCCAGGAGCUGGAGCAGAAGCUGCUGGAGAGGGAGGGGGAGCUGCAGGAGCUGCAGUCGAGCUUCGAGGAGAAGGAAAUCAGCUCCUGCCAGGCCUACGAGGAGAAGCAGCGGCGCUGCAAGGAGGAGCUGGAGGGGCUGAAGCAGAAAUGCAACAGCAAGCUCAAGCAAACCUCGCAGAAAACGCAGCGGACGCAGCAGGUGCUGCACCUGCAGGUGUUCCAGCUGCAGCAGGAGAAGCAGCAGCUGCGGGAGGAGCUGGAGAAACUCAUGAAGGAGCAGAACCUGCUGGAGACCAAGCUGAGGUCCUACGAGAAGGAGAAGACCAGCUUUGCCCCGGCGCUGGAGGAGACGCAGUGGGAGGUGUGCCAGAAAUCCGGGGAGAUCUCGCUGCUGAAGCAGCAGCUGAAGGAGUCUCAGACCGAGCUCACCACCAAGACCACGGAGAUCCUGAGCCUGAAGGCGCAGCUGAAGGAGGUGAGGCUGAAGAUGGAGGGGCUGGAGAUGAAGAGCCAGGAGCUGGAGGUGUCGCUGCGCACCAAGGCCAUGGAGCUGGAGGUGUGCGAGAACGAGCUGCAGCGCAAGAAGAACGAGUCGGAGCUGCUGCGGGAGAAGGUGAACCUGCUGGAGCAGGAGAUCCUGGAGCUGCGCUCCGAGCUGGCCGCGCUGCGGGAGCAGCUCAGCGAGGCUCGCCAGGGGCCCCGGCCGGGCGGGGACGAUGCCCAGGCCCUGCAGGGGCAGCUGGAGAGGCUGCGGGCGGAGCUGAAGGCGGAACGCGACAACAACGAGCAGAUGAGCUGCAGUUUCCAGCACGAGCGGCAGACGUGGAAGGAGGAGAAGGAGAAGGUGAUCCACUACCAGAAGCAGCUGCAGCAGAGCUACCUGCACAUGUACAAGAGGAACCAGAGCCUGGAGAAGAUGCUGCAGCAGCUGGCGGCGGGCGAGGACGGCAAGGAGCCCAUCGAGCUGGAGAUCCCCGGCGCCGACGUCCCCUACGAGGACAUCAUCGCCACCGAGAUCUGAGCCACCGGGGGAGCUGUCCCCUCCCUCCCGAGCCGCUCGGCUCCUGCCCCAUGCAGCCGAGCUGAGCCGUGUCCCCCCCGUCCCUCCGCCGCCCGUCGUGUUCCAGAGGUGACCAAGCCACUCGUGCCAAUGGUGACGUGCCCGCAGCUCCCCCGGCACUGCCCCCUCUGCCCCCGGGCAGGGAUCAGGACUCCAGGGAAUUCUCUGCCAUCUGUGCCCAGCGCCCAGGGGAUGCUCUGCUCCAGGUUUGGGGAACCCAGCCUGGCCCUGCUCCGGGGAUGGCACAGCUCUGGGAAUGGCACAGCUCUGGGAAUGGCACAGCUCCAGGGAUGGCACAGCUCUGGGGAUGGCACAGCUCCAGGGAUGGCAGUUCCGGGGAUGGCCCAGCACCGUCCUGCCCACUGAUGGUGGCAGGAAUCAUCCCCAGUGUGUGCCCAGCUCCGGGGAUGGACACAGCACCGUCCUGCCUGCUGAUGGUGGCAGGAAUCAGACCCAGCUCUCUGGAGGAAGCUCCCACUCCUCCUCACCCUCCUUCGGCACCAUGGGAGCACAGAGCCACCUCCUGCCACUGCCACAUCCACCCCUGCCAGCCCAUGAGGGCCUCAGGAAGGUCCACACCUGCUCACAUCCCCCCAGUACUGCCCAACUCACCGAGAUCACCCCGAGAUCACCCUGAGAUCACCCUGAACCCAUUCAGUCCGAGCACAGCCCCCCUGCCCUGCACCCACCGCCCUCCCUCUGCUGGCAUUCCCAGCUCCCAUGGCCAAGGACUCCAUCCCUUCUCCCGGCUGCCAGACAGCAGCUGGAUCUGAGGGUUCACAGGAAUGUCCCAGCCACGGUCUGACCAGGGACUGGGGUUUGUGUUCACCCCAGAGCCCCCUGCACUCGCUGGGGCCGUCCCUCCUGGGAGCCCCGGCUGCCUUAUCUCCUCCCAUGCCCCGAUCCCAUGGGAUCCGGCCAAGGGGGGCUGGUUAAACACCCCAAACCAACCACUUCCACCUUAAUUUCUACCCCAGCUCUUAAAAGUUCCUCCUGCCACCAGCGAGUGGCUCCACAGAUAACGAGGUGGCCCUGCUGGUGACCCUCGUGUCCCCCUGACUGGGGAGGGAACCUGCAGGACCCAGUUGGUGGGGUGGGGGCCCCAGGGGACCCCUCUGUGCCAGUGCAAUGAUAUUUUUGCUGCAAUUAUUUACCCACUGCCCCAUUCCAGGGCUCUUGGGGGGGGGGGUGGUUCUUGCACAAUCCCAGCGCCGCCAAUUUGGCCACGGGCUCCGAGCUGUGCAAAAUUCCGCAUCCCUCGCGCCACUGCAGCCUGGAAAAGUGACACACAGGAACCAGUCUGUGCCUUCUGUGCCCAGGCCUGAGCACCCCAAACCACUGCCCCAGCUCUCCCAGCUGGGCCUGGUACUGCCCAGUCACUCCUGGCACUGCCCAGCUGGGCCUGGUACUGCCCAGCCAGUCCUGGCACUGCUCAACUCUUCCUGGCACUGCCCAGCCUUUCUUGGCACUGCCUGGCCAGUCCUGGUACUGCCCAGCUGGGUCUGGUACUGCCCAUCCAGUCCUGGUACUGCCCAGCCACUUCUGGCACUGACCAGCUCUUCCUGGCACUGACCAGCAUGGCCUGGCACUGCCCAGCUGGUCCUGGCACUGCCCAGCUGGGUCUGGCACUGCCCAACCAGUCCUGGCACUGCCUAGUUGGGCCUGGCAUUGUCCAGCUGAGCCUAGUACUGUCCAGCCAUACCUGGCACUGCCCAGACAGUUCUGGCACUGCCCAGCCACUCCUGGCACUGCCUGGCCAGUCCUGGCACUGCCCAGCUGGGUCUGGCACUGCCCAGCCAUACCUGGCACUGCCCAGCUGGGUCUGGCACUGUCCAGCCGGUCCUGGCACUGCCCAGCCUUUCUUGGCACUGCCCAGCCAUACCUGGCACUGCCCAGCCGGGUCUGGCACUGCCCAGCCCAUUCUGGCACUGGCACAAGCGAUGCUCACCCCCGGCCCGCUGGAAAAACCAACCUGAGGCUGCUGCGGGUGCCCCCUGGGGCCAGCCCAGCCCUGCCCAUCCCCAUGCCCAGCCCUGCCCAGCCCAUGCCCAGUCCCUGCCCAUGCCCAGCCCCUGCCCAGCCGAAGGAUGUUUGCAAAGCUGAAGGAUCAGGGGCGGCGGGGCCGGGAGGGAUUUUGUGCCUCCCCCCACCCGAUAUCGGCGCGGCCCCGCCCGGGAGCCGCGGGGAGCAGAGCCCCUCCCGACCUCGCCCCACGGCGGCAAUUCCCCGCUCCUGCUCCCGCCGGCCGCGGUGGCACCGUCCCCGUCCCUGUCCCCAGGCGUGUCCCCUCGGCCCCGUGUGCCCCCAGCUCUGUGAUGUGAUCUCCAGAGGCCUCGCCGUGCUGCCUUUGCACAACCGCGCUGUGUGUGCCCGUCGCAUUCCAGGUGUGUCGCUCCAGGUCCCGGCCUGGACAGAGAGUUAUUUUUCUGCAGGUUUUUUUUUGUUUGUUUGGUUGGUUUUGUUGAUUUUUUUUGGAUGUUCUUUCUGGUGACUGAUGUAAACUACUGGUUAAUUUUAUGGUUUUAUUUAUAAAUAAAUUUUUUAAAACUU
This is a messenger RNA of Serinus canaria (Common canary), 6798 nucleotides long. RefSeq names its product leucine zipper tumor suppressor 1 (gene LZTS1). NCBI's taxonomy places the organism in Eukaryota, Metazoa, Chordata, Aves, Passeriformes, Fringillidae. The coding region runs from base 2374 to 4209 and encodes 611 amino acids. The record is from RefSeq and is a predicted model, not a curated record. Gene Ontology annotation, cellular component: dendritic spine. Gene Ontology annotation, biological process: regulation of dendrite morphogenesis; regulation of synaptic plasticity. The transcript is spliced from 3 exons.